AUGGAAACUAUUAAAACUCACCCACCGUUAUCACUAUUACUUCUUCUACAGUCUGCUCCUCCGCAGGAAACCUUCAAAGCCUUUAAAGAUGACUGUGAAGUGUUGGGUAUGCCGUGGUACUCAAGCACCGCACAGCAGUUGUGUGUAUCUCUGUUCAUACGAAAUCCAAUCUUGCUAAAGUAUCCACCGCGUAAAACGAAUAUUCGUGCCUUCUUAAAAUUAUAUCUUAAUGAUUUACAAUCACCAGAGACGAUGACCCUCAUGAUAAAUACAUUAAAUCAUGAUGAUGAAGAAGAAGAGGAUACUAUUGAUUCUCGCCUUAUGGAAGCGUAUAUUGAAUAUUCCAUAAACUCGGAUAGUAAUGAUAUACAAGCCACUAAGUGUUAUAAAACAUUUUAUUGUCCAUUUGCGUGUAAACCAUAUCUUCCUGUUCGUUUGGCUUCCGGUCAAUUCACAAAUGUGGGUCUCGCCCUUUGGCCAGCAGCAUUUGUAUUAACACAAUUAUUACUAGACGAGUUCACAUCUUCGCAACCCAUGAUACUAUCACCUACAGGAAAGAUACGAGUAUUGGAAUUAGGGGCUGGUGUUGGUUUAACACCAUUAGUACUACAUCGAUAUUCUCCCUGUAGAGAACGAUUGCAGCGUUGUAUUCUCACGGAUUACCAACCCGAAUUAAUUGAAAACAUUCUCUUUAAUCUUAAUUCUAACGGUAUCGUAUCAGAUCUCUCUAGUGAUCAUAAAGGUAAGGAUCUUGUAUACAUCACAGACAUUCUUGACUGGACAGAGACGGAAGAGAAUCAACAUAAACUACAAGAAUGGGAUUGUAAUCUCAUUUUGGCUGCUGAUUGUAUUUACGAAGUGGAACUCAUCACUCCUCUCGUCACUACACUACGCAAUGCACUCCACUCCGCUGAGGACGCAGUGGCCAUUGUUGUACAAACACACAGACAAAAUACCACCAUGCGGCGUUUCUUCGAUGCUGUGAAGGAUGCUUCCCUACAAAUGAAGUCUUUCCGUCUCUUGUCUAAUGCAUUGGAUGAAAAGAAUGAAAGAAGAGAAGGAGGAGGACUGACUCUUCAACCAGCCACCUUAGAUGCAGAGGGAAACCUCAUCACUAUUGAGGUUGAUCAGGAGCAGAACCCCGACAAUAAUAAUAAUAAUAAUAAUAAUCGUAUAAAUACGCGUAAAGAUAAUGGCGAGGGUAAUAAUGGAUGUUGGAAUGGCUGGUUGGGGCCAUUCUAUCUAAGCUCAGAGGCGGCGGUUGGUAUUCACGUACUUCGACGGUAA
Molecule: messenger RNA, 1287 nt
Organism: Trypanosoma theileri
Lineage: Eukaryota; Euglenozoa; Kinetoplastea; Trypanosomatida; Trypanosomatidae
Exons: 1
Coding region: 1-1287 (428 amino acids)
Source: RefSeq, a predicted model, not a curated record